Closterium sp. Naga37s-1 is the source of this 2265-nucleotide messenger RNA. The record is from the annotation of a GenBank genome assembly. Lineage: Eukaryota; Viridiplantae; Streptophyta; Zygnematophyceae; Desmidiales; Closteriaceae.
AUGGAUCUAACGGACAGAUUCGGCGACCUCUCGUCGCUGCUCGUAGAGCCGUCCGAUCCGAACCACCUGUCGCUGCUCUCCACUGGUGGUGGCCCGGGCGCUUCUGGUGGGUAUGAGAGGCAUGAGUCGAGUCUGAGGGCUGCUGCUGCUGGUACUUCUCCUCCUCUAGGGCUUUCCGCUGCUUCUUCUGCUUCUGCUGCUGGUGCUGGUGGUGCUGCUGGUGUUGCUGGUGCGCGGUCAGGGCUGGGUCUGCCUCCUCGCAAGGAUCCCAAGGCACGGGGAUGGCAGCAGCAGCAGCAGCAGCAGCAGCAGCAGCAGGAGUAUCAGCAUCAACAGCAGCAGACGCAUCAGCAAGAGCAGCACGUGUUUUCCCAGCAGAGACCACAGCAAGCAUCACCAGCAGCACUGCAGAGACACCAUUCCAUGCACCCGCUUCUAGCCCCAGGCGCAUCCCCCCUCACGCCCUCAGGCCUCCGCCCGCCUCCCCCUCUCACUCCCUCUCCCGCCCCCCGCAGACACGCCCGCUCCAACAGCAGCAGCAAUAUCCACAUCUCCAUCUCCCUACCGCCCUUAACCGCUCCUGACUCCUCCCAACGCCCUGCUGCUGACUCUGCUGCCGCCUCUGGCGCUCCCCUCAGGUCUCUGAUUGAGUGGAGCACGAGUGACGUGUGCUCGUGGCUCAUCCACUCUGUUGGCUUCCCAGAUGGCAGUGGGCGAGAGUACGCACAUGACUUUGAUCAGCAUCAAGUGGACGGUCUCUCACUCGUUGGCAUCACAAACUCCCACCCGGCCCUUGCUCGCAUGCGAUUGGCCGAUUAUACCCUCUUCGAAUCCCACCGCCGCCAGCUGGUUACCGCAGAGGCUGCUGCCCCUCCUGCCGCACACCACCCACCUCCACCGCUCUCAACCGUUGACUUCUCCUCCGCAUCUACCUCGUCUGCCGUAGAUUCUGCUGCAGCCGCUGGUGGUGGCAGUGCGGUGCUCUGCGGCGGUGCUGUGAACGGCAGGGUUGGAGUGGGUGCAGUGCGGUGCGGCUCCGACCCCACUGUUCUCCUGCAUCACUUACCCAAGCAACACUCAGUUAAAAGCCGACAUUAUGACGCCUCCUCUACUGCCAACACCCCGUCAGCUCUCAGUUGCAGGUCAUCACAGCCCUCCCAUUCUCCCUGGUCCUCUCCCUCCUCUACCUUUAUCCAACGCACCUCUAGUGGUAGUAGUUUCUGCUCCCUCCCUCCCCUCUCCUCCUCCUCGCUCAACUCUUCCUCCCACCCUUCACAUUUCCCCCACUCCAGCCAUCCCUUCCGCCACCGUCGCACCAGCAGCAUCGGCGCCUCAAUCGUAUCAGAUCUUCUGCAGAAAAGGACAAAUACCACCGGUGGGGCAGGGGAAGGCCGGCCGGCAGCAGUGCAGUCUCCUGCCGCCCGGAUAAGCAGGCAGGGGAGCGGGGUGGCCGGGGCUGUGGGGGGGUGGUUUGCUGGUUGGGGAAGCAGGCAGGAAGGACAGCAGGAGUCUGAGGAAGAGAGGGAGAGGGCACGAGAUCUGGAAGAGAAGGAAGAGAGGAGAAGACGCAGCAAGGGAGAGGAGGAAGAGGGAGAAGAGGGAGAGGAGGGAGAGGAAGAGGGGGAAGGAGAUGAGGAGGGGGAGGUGGUGGCGGCGGUGGUGGAGGAGGUGGUGUGUCUGCGAGGGGAGGUGACAGCAGCAGAGGAGAGGGAGUGCACCGUCAAAGCACAGCUGUGUCACCUGGAUGACCUGCUAAAGGAGUCUCUGCUAGUGGAGUAUCUCCCCACCAGGACGAAAUGGGCGUCCACACCGAACGACCCACCUACUCUCAAUGGCACCACCACCACGGAGGAGGACGAGUGGGUGCCGCGCUUCGUGACGCUCACGCCCACCGACAUAGCAUGCUACCUGCACGCCACCGACCUGCACCCGCAGAUCACCCUCCCCGUCGCCUCCAUCGCCUCUGCCGGCACGCUCCACAUGGCACCUGCAGCCCCGGCUGUAGCAAAGGAGACAUCAUCUGCUGUAGCAGCGGCUGGGGGGGCUGCUGUAGAAGCGCCGUCAUCAUCAUCAUCAUCAUCAUCGGAGGAGUGGCUUGCGUUCCACGUCACGACCAGCUACGGGUUCAAACUGGAGUGCGCCACUCGCAGCUGUGCCAAGCUGUGGCUGGCAACAGUGCAUGAGGCCAUUGCUAAUGCUGGCAUCAACUCUACAACUGUCGGCAGCACCAUCCCGCUCCCUCCCCCCAACCUCACCUGCUCUUGA